AUGAGCAAGGUCGAGAACAUGGAUCCUGUCUGGGACGACCUCGAUAGGACUAUGGGCCAACUGUUCAUGAUGGGCUUCGAUGGCACCUCGGUCACUCCCCACAUUCGUACACUGAUUGAGGAACAUCAUGUUGGCUGCAUACUACUUACUGCCAAGAAUUUGAAAUCGGCCGAAGAUACUACCCAGCUUAUCUAUGAGCUACAGAAGAUUGCUCACGAUGCGGGCCACCCUGUUCCUCUGGCCAUUGGGAUCGAUCAGGAAAAUGGCGGCGUUAACAGUCUUUUCGAUGACAUCUACAUCCGCCAAUAUCCCAGUAACAUGGGAAUGGCAGCAACAGGCUCGACCGAGUUGGCUUUCGAAGUAGCCAAGGCGACUGCACAGGAGAUUGCUGCGUGUGGCAUUAACUGGAUCUUCGGUCCGUGUCUGGAUGUACUCACCAAUGCACGCAACCAGCCUUUAGGGGUAAGGACGGCUGGUGACGAUCCCCAGGAAGUCUCUGCCUUUGGCUGCGCCUUCAUGGCAGGCUACAAGGACGCCGGGGUGGUGACUUUGGGUAAACACUUUCCUUCUUACGGUAAUCUGGAGUUUCUAGGCUCAACACUUGACGUUCCGAUCAUCACAGAAUCCUUAGAGCAACUUAGCCUAAGCGCUCUGAUACCGUUCAAGAAGGCCAUUGAGAGGGGCCUUGAUUCCAUGAUGGUUGGUGGCUGCGCCAUGUCAUCAGCUGGACUGAAUGCGAUGCAUGCUUGUUUGUCUGAGCAAGUUGUCGACGAACUUCUUCGAACAGACCUGAAGUUUGAUGGUGUCGUGGUCUCGGAGUGUUUGGAGAUGGAUGCUCUCAGUCACAACAUUGGUGUAGGCGGCGGCACAGUGAUGGCGGUCAAUGCGGGCUGCGAUGUGGUACUUUUAUGUCGAUCCUUCUCGCUUCAACAAGAAGGGCUGAAAGGCCUCAAGACUGGCAUCGAGACGGAGAUGGUCUCGAAAGAGCGCAUUUUCAAUUCACUCAGACGCGUGCUAGCCAUGAAGAAGAAGUGCACAUCAUGGGAAAAAGCCUUGAACCCGCCGGGCAUCAACUACCUGGAAAAGCUACAGCCUUCGCAUACUGCACUAUCGACCAAAGCGUACAACAGCUCCAUCACAGUCGUCCGAGAUAAGAAUAGACUGUUGCCGCUAACGAACAUACUUGAGAGCGAAGAAGAGCUUCUUCUGCUGACACCGCUUGUGAAGCCCUUGGCUGCAUCAGCGGCGUCACGAGCAAUAUCUGAUGCUGCUAACGGCGCGGCAGGCCACUCGCCAGAGCCUGCUGUAUGGGAUCGGAGCUCGUCAGUAAUGAGUGGGGAACGAGUCUUUAGAGAACUGGGCCGUUCUCUCGCCAGGCAACGCAAUGGGAGACUACUUCACACAUCUUACACUGCAAACGGUGUUCGCCCAGUCCAUGAAAAUCUCAUCAAUCGGGCAAGUGCAAUCAUCGUACUUACGGCUGACGCCAACCGGAAUCUGUACCAGCAUGGGUUUACCAAGCAUGUCUCAAUGAUUUGCAACAUGCAUUUCAAGCCCAUACGAUUUUGCGAUCGAUACAUCGAUUGGGACAUACAUAUGCAAGUAACAUCCAUUUAUGAAUUGCAUGUAAGAAAAACACUGACUUGUUACACCACAUUUGAAGGCACCUACGAUUUCACAGAGACAGCACUCAACUCCCUCGUCAGGGUACUGUAUGGUGAAUUGACUCCUUCUGGAACACUACCGGGCACUAUCAGCAAGAGCCAAAAGCUCCAUCCAAGCAAGCAACAUUGGCUAGUUGAGAUCUUCAACGAAGAGCGAGACGGAAACGCUCUGGACACAUUAGUCGCAGCUGUUGUCGAAAGCACAGCUCCUAGCCAACGGUCAGAGAUGGCAAGCGCGACGUCAAAUUCAUUCAUCCUGCACCACCCGGAAGUAGAAGAAUCACACUUCGUCGUCAGAAACAGCAGCACACAAGCACUCUAUGGAUUCUGCUCGACCUACUUCUUCAAGGCCACAGGCACCGGUGUCAUCGGGGCCCUGUUUGUAGAUCCAGCAAGGAGAAAGCUCUCGAUUGGUCAUUCGCUGCACAACCGAGCUAUUCGUACACUUUUGCAGAAGGAGGGUAUCAAGAGAUUCCAGCUUGGCUCACGCCUCCCAAGUAUGUAUCUUGGAAUCCCAACCGGACAUGGAAAUGAGCGCAAACGACUUCGAUCGUGGUUUGCUCAACUUGGCUGGGGUGCAGCACUUUCUCGUCCCGUCUGUAACAUGGUUGCACGCAAUUUGCAGACAUGGACUCCGCCCACUGGCAUGGCCAAGAGUCUAGCAAGUGCAGGAGCACAAUUUGACCUUGUGUACGGAUGGGAUUAUGCAGGACCUAUUCUUGACCAUAUCAAGACGAGCAAUCGCCAAGGCUUAGCGGAGGUGUACAAGCUUGCCCUCACAGACCCGACGGCUUGUGGUAUUAUUCGGGCAAAGCGACCAGAAGACGGCGCGUUGGUAGGUACUGUUGUGCUUUACAACAGCCACUCGCGACUUGCCGAGUACAUACCUCCGCUGAAGCACCUCAACGAGGCGGCUGGAGGUAUCUCCUCACCCGUCAUAUCACCUGGAGUAGGAGAGUACUCGACACUACUGCAGGGGCUGAUCCUUCUUGGCAUGCGGCAGAUCAAGCAGCUGGGGUGCAACGCAUGCUUGCUCGACUAUAUGGACGGAGACGGCAACUUCGACGGCUUUUCGGCAAUGGGAUUCGAUGUCAUGCAUAACUUUGAGGAAGUUAGCUGCGAUGCUGCGACAUGGACUAUGAUCCCGCCCGCGUGA
Molecule: messenger RNA, 2820 nt
Organism: Alternaria burnsii
Lineage: Eukaryota; Fungi; Ascomycota; Dothideomycetes; Pleosporales; Pleosporaceae
Product: glycoside hydrolase family 3 protein
Exons: 7
Coding region: 1-2820 (939 amino acids)
Biological process (GO): peptidoglycan turnover; carbohydrate metabolic process
Molecular function (GO): hydrolase activity, hydrolyzing O-glycosyl compounds; acyltransferase activity, transferring groups other than amino-acyl groups
Source: RefSeq, a predicted model, not a curated record